Messenger RNA from Impatiens glandulifera, 1476 nucleotides. Its product is annotated as putative kinase-like protein TMKL1. Gene Ontology annotation, biological process: protein phosphorylation. NCBI's taxonomy places the organism in Eukaryota, Viridiplantae, Streptophyta, Magnoliopsida, Ericales, Balsaminaceae. The transcript is spliced from 2 exons. Gene Ontology annotation, molecular function: protein kinase activity; ATP binding. The record is from RefSeq and is a predicted model, not a curated record. The coding region runs from base 185 to 1264 and encodes 359 amino acids.
UAUUCCUUAGGUGUCGUAAUCAUAUAGUUAAUUUUGAUCAUAUCUAACCCUUAAAAACUUAUAACACCAAACCAAUCUGCCAUAGAAGUUGCUCAUUCAAUUCCACUUCCCAUCUCUCUCUCUCUCUCUCUAAACAUUCACCGGAUCUUAUUCUCCGGCGAGUUACUCCGAUCAGAUUUCCCUAAUGGAAGAAAGAUACAAGCUCACUUUGUUACUAUCUCUAGCUUCCAUAUCCGCUAUAGGAAUCCUUUACAUCUUGAUCUACAUAUUCAAAAAGACUCCACCCAAGUACUACGAUUCGCCAGACAUAGAAUGCGGAACAGAAAGAAUCGAAAAUACAGAAAAAUUAGGAGAUAAACAGAAAGAAGAGGAAUUGAUCAGAUUUCGCGGCGCCCAAGAUCUUUCAGUUUAUGAUAUAUUAGAUGCUCCUGGAGAAGUCAUCGGAAAAUCAGGCUACGGGACACUUUACAGAGCGAAUCUUUUGACAUGUGAUUCCGUCGCCGUGCUGAGAUUUCUCCGGCCGGUUUGUACGGGCGAGACGAAGGAGACGGAAGCUAUUAUUCGUGUUUUGGGUUCGAUUCGGCAUUCCAAUUUGGUCCCUCUUCAAGCAUUCUAUGCUGGGUCGAAAGGGGAAAAGCUUCUCGUACAUCCAUUCUAUGGUGGGGGAACUCUGGCUCAUUUCAUUAGAGAUGGGAAUUGUGAAUCUUACAAGUGGGACACCAUACAUGAAAUUUCAAUUGGAAUUGCCAAAGGAUUAUACCAUCUUCAUUCUGGUUUCCAAAAGCCAAUAAUCAUCCAUGGAAAUCUCAAAUCCAAAAACAUAUUACUCCACCAAAAUAAUUUCCAACCCCAAAUCUCAGAUUUCGGCCUUCAUCUCGUCUUAAAUCCAACCGCGGGGCAAGAGAUGCUCCAAGUCUCAGCAUCCCAAGGCUAUAAAGCCCCCGAGCUGAUCAAGAUGAAGGAUGUGAGCAAAGAAACCGAUGUUUUCAGCCUCGGAAUAAUCUUUCUAGAAUUGCUAAGCAGAAAGGAACCUUUGGGUGAGGAAUACUAUUUGCCAAACACAAUGAGAGAUGCCAUAAUGGAACGUCGAAUCGCAGAUUUGUAUCAUCCCCACAUCGUUCUUGGACUGAAUCGAGAUGAAAUUGGGACAAUGGAAGAGAGGAUUCUUAAGUUCUUUCAGAUUGCAAUGGCUUGUUGUUCUCCUUCACAAUCUCUUCGGCCUCAAAUGAAACAAGUGUUAAGGGGACUUGAAGAGAUCGAUUAAGGGAGAACAUGUUUAUUAUUCUUAGAGAUUAACCAACAAGUGUGACAAGUUCAUUGUAACUAUAUCUAGUUUCAUGCAUAAGGGGAUUAGUGAGUGUGUAUUUUGAAUUAUGUCACACUCAUAAUAUUAUUGACUUGUUUUGUUUAAUUGAAGCUAAACCAUGAAAUGGAAGGAUUUAGUUUUUUUGUGUGUUACCUAAUGGUAUGACUUGU